CGUUGAUUAAACCUCCCAGCCACCGCUUCUUCUUCUUCUUCUUCUUCUUCUUCUUCUUCUUGCUCCCCCUUCCACUUUCUUCCGCACACACCUUUACCGACUUGUUCCUUCAUCCGUACUCUGGCUUGAUACCUCGACAUCACCAUCGACAGCUCAUUCAGCAUUAUCACACGCAUCUUCGCUGCUUCAUCCUCUCGGUCUCCUCAUCCUCUCGCUCAUCAUAAACAAUCUCAUCACACUCCAACGCUCAUCCCGGUCACCAUGUCGGUGACAUUCGAGAUCAGCCUACCUUUCAAGACCGUUCUUGCCAUGCGCGAUAUCAAGGACGAGCUGGCUACGACGACCAAAGGCACCGUGAACACGGAGAUCGAGGACUUCCUCGCUGCUGAUGCCUGGCGUAUUGUAGCCAAGGCCGCAAAGGGGCUGGACAGCGACAUCAUUCCGGCAAAGGAGAGCGACGCGUACUCUGAGGAGUACUGCAGCUGUGACGACGACGUCAAGUAUGGCGUCGCUUACUCCAAGGCCAACGGCGACCACGAGCCCUACAACGUCACUGUGCCCAUCUUCGAUUGCCCCGACUCCCUUCACUGGAGCGCCAAGGACAAUUGGGAGACGUCAGAGUUGUUGAAGGUCACCAUUCAAGACGCGAUGCGUAAGGAGAAGAGGUUCGAGGUGGAAGACAGCACUACCUUCGCCCAGCUCACCCAAGCAUACGCCCAGCGCAUCGACUCGCCGAUGUGGUCACUCACUUUCAAAUAUAACGGGAGAGUGAUCCACAACGAGAGCCUGUGCACUCUGAAAGAUCUCUCGAUCCACAGCCACAGCGUGAUCGAAGUCCGUCCGUCGAUUGAUGAUGUCGUCCACAAGCACAUCACCGUCACGCUGCAGGACGAGACGGCCAAGUACGAGGAUUUGAGAUGUGCGGUCUCGGAUCAGGCCUGCGUCUGCGACCUGGGCGUUCUUUGGACCAAGCACACCGACGAAGACCCAAACGACUUCUACUUCGAGGUAGAUGGUGUGAGCUGGUUCACGACCGAUGAAGAGACCAUGCAAGAGCUCAACAUCGGUCAUGGCGACGUGGUGUGUGUGAAGUCGAAGGAAGUUGCGGAUGCGGACUGUGACUGGGGUGCCGUCGAUGCCGACAUGGAGGCGCGUCAGCGCUGCUCAAGCCCAGCAUCGGUUCGGUCUUCAGACGCGAACAACUGGGGGGCGCGCACCGUCAGCAAUGCGGGUUCGUGCGGCUUGCACAGGACUCCAAGUGGCUUCUUCGUCGUCCCCCCUACGACUUCCGCUGGCUGGACCGCCCCUCCCCCUACGCUUGCUCAUGGCGGCUGGGUGUCCGGUAACAAGGCUUCAAGUGAUUACUGGGCCAUCCCCCCUACCCCGGCUUCCAUUGGCGGGACCCACCCUCCCCAUGCGCUGGUUCAAGGUGGCUGGAUGCCCCAUAGCCGUUGGGGAAGCGAUAAGGGAUCUGUCCAGACCGUGAGCCUCCAUUCGGAUUCGGAGUGGGCGCAGAACACACCUUCUACCAGCCCUGGAGGUGCGGCGAGCUUCAUCGACGACGCGGACCAGAGCAGCGUCACUAGCGAGCCCAUCGCCUGUGCUGGCAGCCUCACCAUUCAUGUCAACGUUCCGAAGGGUGACCGAGUUCUGGUCGUCACCCAUUCUCAAGACACCCUUGAAGAGUUCUGGGAUCUGCUGUACCGGCAGGCCGGCAGUGCUGUGCUGGGAUGCAGCGAGCUGAGGUUCAUCGAUGGCGUUCAUGUCAUGGAAGAGCCCUCAAGCAUGCAGAGGUCGCUGUCCGAGCUCGGCGUCUCCGCGCGCACUGUCCUCGAGGCUAGCCGUCCUGACUGGUGAUUCUGUUGACGGAGAGACCCUCGAUAGCUCAACAUCGGGGUAGCCUUCGCGGUUCAAAUGAUUUCAGCACAACGAUUCGAGCUUCUUUGCUCUGGCGUGGUACGGUAAAAAGACGGCUACACGAACUUCUCCGAAUACAAUGGGUUCUCUGGGCUGCUCAGGUUCGAGCAUAGCAGGAUAAAUGCCCCCGAUUGAAAUAGAAGGGCGUGGUACAUAGCCAGGGUUAUCCAAGGACAUCGAAAGCAUCUAUCUCCCAG
Neohortaea acidophila is the source of this 2114-nucleotide messenger RNA. RefSeq lists its product as uncharacterized. Bases 262 to 1857 code for a protein of 531 amino acids. NCBI's taxonomy places the organism in Eukaryota, Fungi, Ascomycota, Dothideomycetes, Mycosphaerellales, Teratosphaeriaceae. Gene Ontology annotation, molecular function: protein binding. The record is from RefSeq and is a predicted model, not a curated record. The transcript is spliced from 6 exons.